UGAGAACCCCCUAUGUAAAAAAAGAAGAAAACUCACUUCGGCGCGUCUUCAAUCUUUGAAUCGCUCGUGUUAACUCUCUGAUCGUUUGUUAUAUAAUAUACCCUUUUAAAAUAUAUGUAGUACCUAUCCAUAUCACCUUAAUGUUUCGACGACUUUGGACGGGGCUACGUAGCCCAGCCACCACCAACGUCUCUAAAAUAUGGCCACGUCCGCAGUCUCGAACCUCCUUUUUCACCUCGAGGACAGCGUAUCGACAACAUGGCUCAGGAACCCGCCGAUCGCAGCCCAAAGUCUUGCAUGCAGGGGUAUACGGCAUUAUAGCUAUGGACAUUGCCUUGCUGGUGACAGAUGAAUCCAUGAGCCUCAAAGAAAGAUCAGAUCUCGCUAUCCGGACUAUCGAUCAUAUCACUGAUGCGCCGGAUGAUGCCACUAAGCUCCGACGCUUCUGGGAGACGGGGCAGUCGCUGCUUGAGAAGUACUCAGGCGCCGCUGUGGAACACCACGGCCAUCUAAGGCUGGACCAGUUCGGGGAUGAUCAACUCGAGGCCCGAUUGAUGGUUGCGCCUGAUCCUGACGUUCCGGGGGGAUCCUUCAUCCUCUGUCAAGCUGCGCUCUUUGAAGAAUUACGGCCGUACGAGAACCGAGCUGGGCAAGCCCUGCUAUCUGCCACCGAAGCCUUCGCGCAGCAUCGCGACGGGCUGGCGCGUGGUGUGCUGUUAAUGAUAGAUAUGACUUGUGGUGAUUGCGCGACCCUAUACUUCGAUGGGAAGAGGUGGUUUAAUAUUGCAUUUUUCCAGUUUGUGUCGCCGCAGGAUCUAGGCUACAGCCCAAGAUAGGAAUUGCUUGCUUCAUCGUCUCUUGCCUUGCUCGUUGACUUUGCGGUAUGAGGACAUUACGUGGAAAAUCGGUAUUCGAGGAGUUCGGGGACAUACAUGGUGUAAUAUAUAGAGGUCACAUAUAGUAAGUUAUAGCGCAUUGAAUUUUAUAGAGAAACAGACACGUCGAUAUGGCAAGCAAAACAUACCUAGGUCAGAUGGGAAAAGGGGGUCAGUCAUAAUACGCUAUCUAGUUACCUCUAUGGUAUGUACCUAACC
This is a messenger RNA of Daldinia vernicosa, 1094 nucleotides long. RefSeq lists its product as uncharacterized. NCBI's taxonomy places the organism in Eukaryota, Fungi, Ascomycota, Sordariomycetes, Xylariales, Hypoxylaceae. The transcript has a single exon. The record is from RefSeq and is a predicted model, not a curated record. Bases 141 to 836 code for a protein of 231 amino acids.